UUGCUUUAAAUUUGUUACUCCUUGUAAACAUGAAGUAAUUGUAGAAGCAGAAGUCUGAGAUAGACAGCAGGAUGUAUUUUCAUUGGUUCUUGGUGGCUUGUUUUUCGCUGUUUUUAUUAACACAAGCUAUUUUACCGAAUGAAGAAGCUAACGCUAAAAUCCAAGAAGGGUUUCGCCAAGCUGUUCAGCAUUACAAGGAACAUACAUGUAUAAGAUUCAUCAAAAGACAACCCUACCAUCAUCAAUAUAUCUACUUCCACAAAGGGUUCGGGUGUUCCUCUCAUAUUGGACCAAACGGUGGAGUUCGAAAGGUGUCGUUAGAUCCAAAUCGAGGCUGUUACAAAAGAGAUGUUAUAGUUCACGAGGUUAUGCAUGCCCUGGGUUUCUGGCAUGAACAAAGUCGACCAGAUAGAGAUAAUUACAUCACUAUCGUUUGGGAAAAUGUUCCUCAAAGUGCACGAAACAAUUUUAGAAAAUACGGGCGUGAUAAAAUCGACAGUCUUGGAGUAGAUUACGAUUUAAGAUCCAUCAUGCACUACUCACAAAGUUCUUUCACCUCUAGAAAUAGAUUUACGAUAAAAACAAAGGACCCGAAAUUACAACAUCUAUUAAAUGAUGAUCGCUCGAAUGUUGGAUUGAGCGCACUUGAUAUUAAGCAGAUCAGAUUGCUGUACAAAUGCAAUGGGAACAAUCCUGUCACAGGUGGUCCAACAAUGCCAUCCUGCAUCGAUUACCAAGAUCAGUGUGCGAGAUAUAAAGAUUAUUGCUCGCGUCCAAAGACAGACGCAUUGCGCAAAUGGGUUGAUGAACAAUGCAGAAAAACAUGUGGAAUUUGCACCUAACUUUGUAAUUAGUUAUCAGAAUUCUUAUGAAAAAAAAUCUUAUUACGAAAGAA
This is a messenger RNA of Hydractinia symbiolongicarpus, 895 nucleotides long. Its product is annotated as zinc metalloproteinase nas-6-like. Bases 72 to 842 code for a protein of 256 amino acids. The record is from RefSeq and is a predicted model, not a curated record. NCBI's taxonomy places the organism in Eukaryota, Metazoa, Cnidaria, Hydrozoa, Anthoathecata, Hydractiniidae. The transcript has 8 exons. Gene Ontology annotation, molecular function: metalloendopeptidase activity; zinc ion binding. Gene Ontology annotation, biological process: proteolysis.